UAGUCGGUGCUCUUCAUUUCUUAAUUUAUUUGUUUGAACACCACGGCCACCGGCGCCGCUACAAGGCCAUGUGUCAAUAUUUCCUUCCUUCUAAAUAUGUCAACUAGAUUUCCAUCUAAGUCCAAGAUAUAUGCUACUUGUGCGCCAAACAGGAGCAGGAAAUUCCCUCUAAAUCUAGAAGAAACUCGCUGGCUCUCUUGGUUGUUGAGAUAAACAAAGAAAGAAACCAUGGCUUCGUCUCUUCAGCUCUCUCCACUCCUCUUUCUGCUUCUCCAGGGCAUUCUGCUACCUAGUCUCAUCUACUGCAAUGGUGAUGAAAACAAUCUUCUUCAAGGAAUUAACAGUUACAGGCAAUCGCUAAGCCUACCGACACUUUGGAAGAACGAUAAAGCAGGGUGCCUUGCCGAUGAAAUAGCCAACCAGUUGGAGGACCAACCAUGUGGCAGUCCCACCGGCCCCAUCACCACGUCGAGCUCCCAAACUCAAAUUACCAAUUACCCGGGGCUUCUCAGGAAGUGCAAAAUCAACAUAAGUACGACGAUGGACGGGGUGGUAUUACCGGUUUGUGUUCCUAAGCUUGUUCCCACUUUGGUCCUGACAAACUACACGAGCACCGAGUACUCGAGGUACAUCAACGAUUCCAAGUACACCGGGGUCGGCUUAGGCUCAGAAGAUGAUUGGAUGGUGGUCGUCUUGACGACGAACACACCAUCCGGAAGCUUUGUCAGCGCCGCCGAGGAUCUGGUUCCUAAGGCUGCCCGGUGGAUGGGUCACUGCUUGAUAAUUUUGCUGUUGGGAGUGCUGCUUCUCGUGCUGUAGCUAAUGCAUGCAACUCUUUGGUUGCCUCUUGUGCAGGAAAAAUGUAGCUUUGUGACCUUAGAGGGGAUCUAAUUUAGUACCAGCAUUAGUGUCUUAUCAUCUUCUUCUCAUUGUAAUGUAAUAUAUAUCUUCCACUGGGAUGAACUUUUUAAGUAUGCUAGCUGAUCUUUUCUGUUCCAGAUGCUUGUUUUAAGGAAUGUCAAUGUGGCCUUGUUAAUGCAACUAAACCCGAGCUUGCAAUUGCUUGGUUGCUCCUAAGUUCAAACAAAAUGGAAACUCACUCUAGACCCUUAAAUUUGUUCAACUUUGUCUCCAGGGCA
This is a messenger RNA of Diospyros lotus (date-plum), 1139 nucleotides long. RefSeq lists its product as uncharacterized. The transcript is spliced from 2 exons. Bases 229 to 819 code for a protein of 196 amino acids. The record is from RefSeq and is a predicted model, not a curated record. NCBI's taxonomy places the organism in Eukaryota, Viridiplantae, Streptophyta, Magnoliopsida, Ericales, Ebenaceae.